Messenger RNA from Quercus robur (English oak), 2300 nucleotides. Its product is annotated as protein NETWORKED 4A-like. The coding region runs from base 235 to 2130 and encodes 631 amino acids. Gene Ontology annotation, molecular function: actin binding. Gene Ontology annotation, cellular component: vacuolar membrane. The record is from RefSeq and is a predicted model, not a curated record. NCBI's taxonomy places the organism in Eukaryota, Viridiplantae, Streptophyta, Magnoliopsida, Fagales, Fagaceae. The transcript has 3 exons.
UAUUACUUAUUAAGCCAUUUUCUGAUUGUCAACACUCUAUCUAACUCCCAAACUCAAUUCCGAAAAGCGAAAACCAACCCCCUUUGAUCAAUUAGGCCUUCUCUUCUCCUCAAAAUUAUUAUUAAGACUACAGAUCUCCUUUAAUUUUUGGGGUCUGGAUUUCAGGUCUUUCCGAUUUUCCUCUGCCUCGCUCAGAUCCAUAUCCAAAAAGAAAAAAGUCAGUUGGAGUUUUAUAUGGAGCCAACAGAAUCAAAGAAGUCAAAUUUAUGUUGGUGGGACAGUCAUAUUAGUCCUGAGAAUUCUAAGUGGCUGGCAGAAAAUCUUGAGGUGAUGGGCCAGAAUGUUAAGGAAAUGCUGAACCUGAUCCAAGCGGAUGGUGAUCAUUUGGUGGAGAAUGCUGAAUUGAAUGGUCAGAAGAGGCAAUUGGUUGCUGAUGUUGGGGAAUUCCACCGCAUGUAUCAAUCACUGGCUGAGCGCUAUGAUCAUGUGACAGAAGCAUUACGAAAGAGUUUACCGUCAGAACUCCAAAUGCAGGGCUUUGGCAGUUCUGAAUUUGGAUCUGGACAAGGUUCUCCACUACUCACUCCUGAUCAGAAGUCAGGUUUUCACAGUUCUGGUCAUCAAGCUAUCAAUUCAGACGUAUCCCUUAGCUCUGGUGCUGGAAGCUCUGUUCUUUCUUUGAAGGAGGGCAUUGAAUCAUCUCCAUCAUCUUUUUCAUCGGAUUCUGAGACAGAACCUUUUAACUUAACUCUCAACAACUACUCGAGCCCACCAAUGGAUUUUGAUGGCAAGGUGCUGCAUCAUAAGAUUUCUGAGAUGGAAACUGAAGUGUCUAGCAUGAAAGAGAAGUUCUGGACAGCUAGAAAAGACAAUAUGGAUAAUAUGUUGAAGGUAGGAGAGAAAUGUAGUUAUGAGGAAAUGCUUGGCAGAAUUUCCCGAAGUGAGGAAGAGCUAAGGGUUUCCAACCUACAACUUCAGCUUUCAGAAAAAGAGAUUGCCAGGUUGAAGAGUCAGCUUGAGAAGGGUAAAUCUGCUAUUGUACUUGUAGAGAGUAUGCAGGCGCAGCUUGAGUGUGUGCAGGAAGAUAUCAAGAUGAGAGAGGCCGACCUUAAAUUGGAGAGGGGACGAGUGUUGGAGCUGCAAAAUCAAAUAGCUGAAUUGGAAACUUGUAUUUCAGACUCUAGUAACCAGAUUAGGAGGUUGGUAGAAGAGUCAGAAGUAACUAGAGAAAGGCUUAAGGGAUCAGAUGAAGAGAUUGUGAAGUUGAGGCUUGAACUUGUGAAUAGAACAUCUGAAGGUACUUAUGAAUUGCAGGGUGAGCUUGAGGUAGCUCGGGAAGAGAUAGCCAUGUUGCAGGCCCAGCUUGAUUCAGGUAAAAGGAAGGCUUUGGAGCUUCAUGAGAGUAUUGAAAGGUACAAAACUAGUGUAUCUAGCCGUGACAUUGAGGUAAGGGAAUUGAAGCUUGCAUUGAGUGAUGCCCAGGAACAAUUCUCUAGGGAGAAGGCACAUUUGCAGUGUGAUAUUUCAAGUUUGUCAGAGAAGCAGACCUUGUUUGAUUCUACUCUCAAAGAAUGGGAAUUGAGAAGUGGAUCAUUAGAAAAUGAAAUAAGGCAAUGCGAGGCUGAGAAAGUGGAAUUGAAAGGUUUGCAUGUUGCCCAUGAGAUGGCUUUGCAAAGUGAGAUCAAUCAGUUGAAGGAUGAACUCAUUGAAAGGAGGGAAAAUGUGGAAAUUUUGAAUAAAGAUUUUGACGGACUCAAACUGAAAUUUGAUAUGCUAAUGGCAGAGAAAGAUGGGCUCAAUGCAAAGCUUCACACACUAGUAGCAGAAGUGAACUCUCGUGACAGCCAGAUCCAGCAAAUGGAGGGGCAUCUUGGCCAGUUACGUCAGGAGCAUGUGGAGCUGAUUGCUGAAGGUAAAAGUGCACAGAAUCUAGUGGAUGAACUGAGAUUGAAAGUGGAGGAGCUGGAGAAAGAAGUAGAUAGCCAGAGAGUUCUCAUCUCAGAUGGGGCUGAGGAGAAAAGAGAGGUGAUAAGGCAGCUUUGUUUCUCACUGGAGCAUUAUAGAAGUUGGUAUCAAGAACUUCGUAAAGCAUUUAUUGUGCACAAGCAACAUGCAGUUCUGGCUUCUUAACUGGACUUGGUUGCAGUAAUGGUCUAGUAAGUUCCUAAGGCUUAUAUUCCUUUUUCCUUUAUUUUCUGUAGCCUGAAUGUGCUGAUGAAUCUUUAUAUAUUUUUGGGAGAUAUUGAACAUUAUAGUUUGGUAUUGUCUCAUGAUCAAUUUAGAUUGGACAUUGAUGUGCA